ACCGAUAAAAAAAAAGUUAUAUCAAAAAAGUAUAACAACUUGUUGUCAAAAAUGAUGGGCAAAAACAGUGAAUUAAAGGCCCUGUGGUUGGCUUUUAUCGCGUAUUUCACAUACUAUUAUAAUCGGAAAAGUGUAACCCUGGUGUUUCCACAACUCAUCCAAGAGGGUCUCACUCAGCAAGAUGCUGGCACAAUAAUUAGUUCGCAGAGCGUUGCCAUGGCAUUAGUCACAUUUGGUGCCGGCAUUCUUAGCGAUCGCUUUCCGGCCAAACAUAUGGUCUGUUUCGGUCUAUUGGUGUGCGCGAUGUCAACCCUACUGUUCCCAACAGGCACUUCGGUGGGCCAGUACUCGCUUUAUUGGUUCAUUAACGGGUUGGGUCAGGGCUUUUCAUUGCCAUCGCUACUAAAACUGACCAGGGAGAACAGUACGCCCACACGGUUCGCCACCAAUUGGUCAGUGGUGUUGAUCUCGGUCAAUUUCGCCGGCGUGUCCAACCCGUUCAUCACGGCAUACCUGUCCCAGACGUACUACUGGCGCACAUCUGUGUAUAUUAGCGGUGUGUUGACCUUGUUGGUAGCCAGCACCUGUUUUAUACUGUUAGAUUCACCCGGUGAUAGCGAUGAACAUGGUGAAAAGUCCGAUACCAGUGCUAAAAACAAUAAAAAUAAACAUGAUGACGGGCGAUGGUUAGAUAUUAUACAACACCCACUGGUCCUGAUGUGCAUUAUUAGCCGAUUCUCGGUUGCCGUCACCCGACAGGGUGUGGGCGACUGGUCACAGAUAUACCUGGUUAAUGAGCAGCACCUGGACGUGUACCUAAGCAGCACAUUUAUCAGCUUGGUGGAGAUUGGAGGAAUAUUUGGUAAAUUAAUCGCCGGCCGUAUAAGUGAUAUAUUACUGCGAAGAGCUAUAGCGGCUGGAGGUCCCGGCGCUGAGAGUGAUGGCCAAUUGAAACUGGAGGCCCGACUUCCGGUGUCGAUCGCUAUGUUAUCGUUCAGUGCACUGGCGUUGCAUUUGUAUUGUUUUCAUAUUAAACAUAACACGAGUCUCCCGGUGCUCGCUGUGACCGCACUGUUGUUGGGUAUUAACGCGUCGGGCAAUGUCGUCAAUUUGUCGGUCAUCGCCACCGAGAUUAGUCCCAAGAGGGCCGGACUGUGCGCCUCAUUAGUCAACCUUUCGGCCAAAGGAUAA
This is a messenger RNA of Medioppia subpectinata, 1191 nucleotides long. NCBI's taxonomy places the organism in Eukaryota, Metazoa, Arthropoda, Arachnida, Sarcoptiformes, Oppiidae. The record is from the annotation of a GenBank genome assembly.